This is a messenger RNA of Alternaria ventricosa, 561 nucleotides long. RefSeq lists its product as uncharacterized. The coding region runs from base 1 to 561 and encodes 186 amino acids. The record is from RefSeq and is a predicted model, not a curated record. Gene Ontology annotation, molecular function: protein binding. NCBI's taxonomy places the organism in Eukaryota, Fungi, Ascomycota, Dothideomycetes, Pleosporales, Pleosporaceae. The transcript has 2 exons.
AUGUCAACGACUCUCUCCAGCUUUGGCGAAGCGCGCAAUGCGAGAUUGAUUGGCAAGAGAACGUUGGAAGAAUGUUUGCGGCACAUUGUGGCCUACUACAAGCUUCCCAAAUCUACGGUAGAGUCUGCCGACAAAGAGGCAUGGAAGCUGAGGGGCUUCGAGAGAGAAGUACGAGAUCUACUACUCAGCGAGAACUAUGAGCCGCCCACAGACGAUGUCCUGUUGGACAGAUUCGGAAUCGACUGGUUCAAGGACUCGGGGACGCUGCAGCUAGCAGUCGAGAAGCGCGACAUGGAAACUGUGAAGAUGUUGCUAGAAGCGGGAGCAGAUGUCAACGAAGAUGUCACUGACUGGAACACGGACAUUCGUGAGCAUCGAGCCGCCCCAUUACGAGCACUAGCGAUGGCUAUGUACGCUAAAUCUGAUGACAUGAUCCGAUACCUUGCAGAGCAUGGGGCAAAGGUCCCGCGCGAUUAUGUCGAAGACCCAUACAACUACAAGCGAGAGGAAUUCAAGCCCUUCAGGAAUUUAGUGGUAGAGCUGGGUGCUGUGGAAGAGUAG